UACCACCGCUUACAGAAAACGGUCACUUUGCGGUGUGGAAGUACAAAACAAAUUGCAAAUAUUAGGCUUGCGAUUUGCCAAUAUCCGUUAUUAUGUCGUUCCACUUGAGUACAAAAGAGCGCCUUUUGCUCCUGAUCGACGACAUCGAGAUGAUAGCCAAGGAAUUGAUCGAGCAGGCGCACCAGAAAAUCUCCAGUACGGAACUGGUGGACCUGUUGGAUUUGUUGGUGGCCAAAGACGAAGAAUUUCGUAAAAUGUUGGAAUUGGCAGAGGAGCAGGCCAAAGUAGAGGAGGCGAUGGAUAAACUCCGAGCGAAGGUUGAAGUGCACGACCGUGAGAUCCAGAAGCUGCAAAAGUCUCUAAAGGAUGCCGAGCUCAUCCUGUCCACGGCUAUUUUCCAGGCACGUCAAAAACUAGCCAGCAUUAAUCAAGCCAACAAACGACCGGUGUCCUCGGAGGAACUGAUCAAAUACGCCCAUCGGAUUAGCUCCGCAAAUGCGGUCAGUGCUCCAUUGACCUGGUGCAUAGGUGAUUUGAGGCGUCCCUAUCCCACGGACAUCGAAAUGCGCAACGGGCUGUUGGGGAAGUCCGAGCAGAAUAUCAACGGGGGACCAGUAACUCACCAGAACAGUGGAAUGCCUUCGGAACAGCAGAGAACAUUGUCCGGAAGUGGAGGAAGUGGGAGUGGUAGUGCGGGCGGUGAGGUGCCCAAUGCCUACCAAAAUCAAUUCAAUUGGAACCUGGGAGAGCUGCACAUGACCAUGGGGGCUUCUGGUAACACGGUGGCCUUGGAAACUCGUGCCCAAGACGACGUGGAGGUCAUGUCCACAGAUAGCUCGAGCUCCAGUUCCAGCGACUCACAGUAGAUUCGAAAAAAUUAUUCUAAUUAAAUCUCGUUUAAGCUAGUAUUAAUAGGUAUUUAAUUAAAGCGCUUUAUAAGGAA
Drosophila eugracilis is the source of this 943-nucleotide messenger RNA. It is a transcript of the gene MED4, whose product is annotated as mediator of RNA polymerase II transcription subunit 4. The transcript has 2 exons. The record is from RefSeq and is a predicted model, not a curated record. NCBI's taxonomy places the organism in Eukaryota, Metazoa, Arthropoda, Insecta, Diptera, Drosophilidae. The coding region runs from base 93 to 866 and encodes 257 amino acids. Gene Ontology annotation, molecular function: transcription coregulator activity. Gene Ontology annotation, biological process: regulation of transcription by RNA polymerase II. Gene Ontology annotation, cellular component: mediator complex; core mediator complex.